AUGCCAUGGAACAAUUCGAAACCCAGACCGACAUCCAUGGUGGCUUUCUCCCCGCCUACAUCACCCACUAGGUCACCCACGAGAUCACCACCCAAAGUACUCGUUCAAUCGCCCAAAUCGCCAGCGAAGACCCCGGAUGCCCAUCAGAUACACUCGCCUGGACCCUCACGAGUAGCAUCGCAUGAAGCUCUAAGGUCUCCUGCUGCGUUUGCAACAACUUCAAAUGGCGCAAGAAGCUUCAAGAUACCUAGCCGCGAGGCCCCUCCGGGUCUCGAUAGCAAACCGUUCUUUCCUUCGCAUACAAAAUCUCCCUCUGUCAAUGAUCCGCGGAAGAACGAUCGCUCAGCACCCUCUGCUUCCAUGGCUCCUCCACCGAUUAAUCGUGCAGGAAAACCCAAGAUACCGGCCAAGUCGCAAUCAGUAGACCAAACAGCUCGUGCAAGUCUGGCCCCAGAGACCUCCUCAGAUGCCGCAGAUGUUUCACCAUUCAGUACACCCCCGAGUAGUAGUGGCAGCGGCAAGGAAGAAACAUCUCCACCUGUAAUAUCUGGGCUCUCGAGAACUAAAUUCAAUGCUGCGAAGGAUGGCUAUUUCCCUCCUCCUCCAGUACAUCCUGUGAUUGCGGAGAAACUGCCCCCAAAUGAACCACGACUGAAAGGAUUCCAACCGUCGAAGAAGCCGGAUCCGUUACCGUCUCCAAGUGAUAUGCCAGAAGCAAGACCUGUUUUGCCAAUGCGGCGAGAAAAGGAUAAUUUUGAUUUGCGGAAGAGCGUGCAAUUGCAAAGAGCGGCGCCACCUGAUCUUCCUGUUAGGAGGUCGUUUGAUCAGUUCCGAUCGUCAGCAUUUGCAGCGGAGACGAAUGAGAGAUUCAUACCACCACCGAGGAGAACAAACACCACAGCAGGAUCAAUCUCGACAAGUCCUGCGAAACAACUGGAACCACCGAAACCGCCACCUCCACGGAAUUCGGGUGAGAUGAGGAGGCCAGCGUCAAUCUCACCGGCGCCAGCAUCGCAAUUAUCACAGCCGUUUACAUAUGAUUCAGACGAGGAAGACACGCCCAACGAGAAGCAGGCACCGACUGCGUUGACUGAUUACCCAGACUCGUCGCAGGCGAAUCGACGAGCGCCAGUUUUCCCAGACAAUACCUCAGGGAUUCCAACCGGGUAUGAAACGAAGUUGUUUGCGAUUUGUGGCGAUUACAUCUGUACGACUGGAUAUGUGACUAACGUGUGGAAUGUACUCAAUGGACGUCUGCUCAUGAGCCUGAGUCACGGCGACACCGUCAAAGUAACUGCGCUAGCUUUCCGACCAGCAAAAGAUGUAGAAAACGAGGGCAAGCGACUAUGGCUUGGCACCAAUACCGGUGAAUUGCACGAGGUCGACAUUACCACACAGAGCGUAGUGCAUACUAAGAGUAAUGCACACUCGCGAUCUGCCAUUGUUAAGAUUUUCAGAUAUGCGGCAGAAAUGUGGUCGAUCGACGAAGAUGGCGUGAUUCAUAUCUGGCCAGCAGAUGAUACAGGAUCGCCUUCACUACAACAAACGCCGCAUACUUUCCGCAUUCCAAAAGGCCAUACUUUCAGCAUAAUCUCUGGGUCGCAGCUGUGGGUAGCGUAUACCAAGGAUAUUCGCGUGUACAAUCGGGCGAUGGAUAGCAACCACUUCUUACAACAAACUCCAGGGCCGUCAUCACAAUUGAAUGUUGGGGAAGUCACUUCAGGGGCUAUUGUCAGCAGUCAACCGGACCGAAUUUACUUUGGACACACAGACGGAAAGGUUACGAUUUACGCGAAAAAGGGUUUUGAGUGUCUGGGCAUAGUCAAUGUCAGCGUAUACAAGAUCAGCUCUCUAGUCGGCGUUGGCGACUACCUGUGGGCUGGCUAUAGUACCGGCAUGAUAUACGUGUACGACACGAAUUGCACACCAUGGAAAGUCUUGAAGGACUGGAAGGCACACGACAAGCCAAUUGCAGGGAUCUUGGCCGAUCGGACGAGUAUCUGGAAGCUCGAUCGGUUCCAGGUCGCAUCGUUGGGUACAGAUACCAUGUUGCGAAUUUGGGAUGGGAUGUUGAAGGAUGAUUGGCUGGAGAACCUGAUGCAACAACGCGACUCGGAAUACUGCGAGUUCCGGGAACUCUCCGCGCGGGUCAUGACAUGGAACGCUGGCGCUACCAAACCAACCACAUUGCGAAAUUCUGGACAAGAUAGCAACUUCUUGCGGGAAAUUCUGGAACCAGAAGAUCCCCCUGAUAUCCUCGUCUUCGGCUUCCAAGAACUCGUCGACCUUGAAGACAAGAAGAUUACUGCAAAGUCCAUCUUCAAGCGCAAGAAACACAAGGAGACGUCUGAAAAUGAACACAUGUCCCACGCCUACCGCGCCUGGCGUGAUCACCUUGUCCGUGUGCUCGAUGAUCUUAGUCCAAGGCAAAACUAUGUGCUCCUACACACCGCCAACCUGGUCGGCCUAUUCACCUGCAUCUUCGUCAAGGCCUCUGAGCGCAACAAGAUCCGCGAUGUAUGCGCGGCUGAGAUCAAGCUCGGCUUCUCAGGCCGCGUCGGUAACAAAGGCGCCCUCGUAGUGCGCUUCUUCAUCGACGACUCCUCCCUCUGCUUCAUAAACUGCCAUCUUGCGGCCGGCCAAACGCAAACCGUACACCGCAACAACGACGCUGCCACUAUCAUGGAAAGCGCUCCCUUGCCCAAAAAUCGGUCACCGAGUGACUGUGCGAACUACUUUGUCGGAGGGGGAGAUGGCAGUAUGAUCCUUGACCAUGAGAUUUGCAUUUUGAAUGGGGAUUUGAACUAUCGCAUCGAUGCCAUGCCACGCAAUAGCGUGAUUGCGGCAGUGCAGCAGGGAAAUCUUGCAAAGUUGCUCGAAAGAGACCAGCUCCUCCUCUCACGCAAGAGGAAUCCGGGCUUCCGUCUGCGUGCUUUCACCGAAAUGCCAAUUAACUUCGCGCCCACGUACAAAUACGAUGUUGGCACCGAUAACUACGACACGUCGGAAAAACAGCGCAGUCCCGCUUGGUGCGAUCGCCUCCUCUAUCGCGGUUUAGGACGCAUAAAACAAGUGGAAUACCGACGACAUGAGGGAGUCAAGGUGUCGGAUCAUCGGCCAGUGAGCGGGAGGUUUAGAAUCAGGGUGAAAACAAUUGACGCGAGGAGGCAGGAGAAGACUCGUGACAAGGCCGAGGUGGAGUUUGAAGCGGUCAGGAGGAGGAUCGCCGGGGAUAUCAAGUAA
This is a messenger RNA of Plenodomus lingam JN3, 3243 nucleotides long. RefSeq lists its product as uncharacterized. The record is from RefSeq and is a predicted model, not a curated record. Gene Ontology annotation, biological process: phosphatidylinositol dephosphorylation. NCBI's taxonomy places the organism in Eukaryota, Fungi, Ascomycota, Dothideomycetes, Pleosporales, Leptosphaeriaceae. Gene Ontology annotation, molecular function: protein binding; phosphatidylinositol-4,5-bisphosphate 5-phosphatase activity.